Messenger RNA from Parus major (Great Tit), 576 nucleotides. RefSeq names its product ryanodine receptor 1-like. The record is from RefSeq and is a predicted model, not a curated record. The transcript has 2 exons. Gene Ontology annotation, cellular component: sarcoplasmic reticulum membrane; smooth endoplasmic reticulum; Z disc. NCBI's taxonomy places the organism in Eukaryota, Metazoa, Chordata, Aves, Passeriformes, Paridae. Gene Ontology annotation, molecular function: ryanodine-sensitive calcium-release channel activity. Gene Ontology annotation, biological process: calcium ion transport. The coding region runs from base 142 to 576 and encodes 144 amino acids.
GUGGCGUUCCUGGAGCCGAAGCUGAACCACCUGAACCCCAGCUCCGUCUACAGCACCAAGAGCGCCCGCGAGCGCGCACUCCUGGGUCUCCCCCCCCGCGUCGAGGACCUGUGUCCGGACCUGCCGGACCUGGAGCGGCUGAUGGGUGACAUCGGUGGCCUGGCGGAGUCGGGGGCGCGCUACACGGAGAUGCCACACGUGAUCGAGGUGACGCUGCCCAUGCUGUGUCACUACCUGCCCCGCUGGUGGGAGCGCGGCCCCGACGCCGCCCCCCAGGGCCCCUGGGCCACCGAGGUCACGGGCCAGCAGCUGAACGCGCUGCUGGGCCACAUCCUGCGCAUCGUGGUCAACAACCUGGGCAUCGACGAGGCCUCCUGGAUGAAGAGGCUGGCGGGUGAGGGGGGCUGCGGGUCACGGGUGGGUGCUGCAGGAGGUUCUGGAGGGGUUCUGGUGGUCUUGGGUGGGUUCUGCAGGAGGUUCUGGAGGGGUUCUGGUGGUUCUGAGAGGUCCUGGAGGGGUUUGGGUGGUCUUGGGUGGGUGCUGCAGGAGGUUCUGGAGGGGUUCUGGUGGGUCUGA